AUGCCUGCCUCGCACACCAACCACUCCAAAAAUUCCGACAACAAGCCUCCUUUCACUGUCGAUACAAUCAAGCAGUAUGGGCCAUUCAUGGCACUGGAUCCCGCAUUACAGGCUAAAAUCUGCGAGUUACUUGCCAAUAAAGAAGUCAACAAAAAGGGAAAAAUCAAACGACCUCUGAGCGGUUAUCUGCUCUAUAUACAGGAAAAGUCUCUCACAAUAGCAAACCAGUGCAGCGGCAACGAAACUGGGCAUUCUGUCCAAACAAAAGCAGCGCUAGCAAGAGGUUGGCACGACCUCAAAGAGGAGAAGAUAAAAUACAAGCUACUGGCUCGUCAAGCUCGUCGGGCGCGCCAGGAGGAAUUUCCUGGAUAUAAACACUCACCUAUGGAUGAUCGCAAGUGGAAAGGUAUCAACGAAGAGGGGCGGAAGAAGUGGUUCUUAGAGUCUCUCGUGUCAGCCAUCACAAAAGCGCUAAAUCCUGGUGCCGGUUCUCCCUAUCUAGACAUCAAUCAAUGGAUUUGUGAUCCUUCAAAUCACAAGUAUGUCAGCCCCCAGAUCUUGAGUGAGGCCCUGGGUGGCCCCCAGACCAUGCACGAAUAUGGAUUUAGGAUUCGCUCGGAGACAACAGUCUGCCCUCAACAACUUGUUCUCACACCAAAUUCUCGGCCUCUUUCAGCUAUGGCAACACCAGCUCCUAGUCCUAACCUAAUUUUUCUCUCUUCUUCUGAACGAUUUCCCGACUUUGUCGAUGAGAUCAAUGAAAUUUGGCGGGACAACAACGAUACGAAAGGGGAUCGCUUGUACCCUGAUCCGGCUCGAGUAUAUGAGGUAUACAUGACCUCGGGAUAUGAAGCUAUGAUGGAUUACGUUACCUCGUUUCGACCAUCGACACAGGACGAGUCAGAGCCUUCUUACGACUACACGGAGCUGAUACACGAAUACAUGAAUCCCAUUGCGUACGAGGAUGACAAUGAGUUUGGGGAUAAAGAUGACACUAUACCCCUCAAUUCAUUCUAA
This is a messenger RNA of Rhizoctonia solani, 1017 nucleotides long. Its product is annotated as HMG (high mobility group) box protein. The transcript has 2 exons. Bases 1 to 1017 code for a protein of 338 amino acids. The record is from RefSeq and is a predicted model, not a curated record. Lineage: Eukaryota; Fungi; Basidiomycota; Agaricomycetes; Cantharellales; Ceratobasidiaceae.